Molecule: messenger RNA, 1740 nt
Organism: Aureobasidium melanogenum CBS 110374
Lineage: Eukaryota; Fungi; Ascomycota; Dothideomycetes; Dothideales; Saccotheciaceae
Exons: 2
Coding region: 1-1740 (579 amino acids)
Cellular component (GO): site of double-strand break
Source: RefSeq, a predicted model, not a curated record
AUGGAUACAUACAUGGGCACGCCUUCCAAGAGACGCUCCAUCUCAGACGCCACGGCCACGGCUGCAAGACUUCAGCCCUCACCACUUCUGACGAGUCGGUUGGCGGGCGCGACAAAGGAUGACAGCCUGUUGGACACUUCACCACAGACGCCCAGGCGGCCUGACUUCUUAGCCAGAGGACUGUCGCUGCAGAUGCCACCCAAGACGACGGCGACGACAGCUACAACCUCCAUGGCUGCUCCCACCACCAUCCAACGCGUACCGCUAUCUCCUCAACUUGAUCCUCAGACAUCCUACGCCUCUCCUCAAACCUCUUUACCGCGGCAUUCGCGUGGUCUAGAUUUUUCCAGAGCCUGCACCAAUCUUCACCACUCAACCCUCGCCGACAACCCUUCUCCUAGCUCGUCCCCAAUCAUGACUGCCCGUAAGCCCAGCGUAAACAGCAUGAUGCUCGACUCGCCAAACCUCUGGCCACAAGGUCAAACCGACCGCAGUGCCGUCAGUAGUAGCGUGGGCAGUAUCAGCAUGCUUGCCGAUGAAGAUAGCGACGACAGUACCAGCGAUGAUGAUUUGAUGGACGAUAUGGACGACCAAAUCCUUACAACUCCGCAGGUUCGGAAAACUGCCAAUCCGCAAGCCGCGACUCCUUUUGGCGGCCACAGCACUGUCAUGUGGAGCAACAAUUUCUCCCCCGCCCACGCCAGUCUGAUGAAGACGUUUCAACGUAGUCGUCUGAAGAAAGGUCGAAGCAGAAAGAGUUCGAGUAGUGCCAGCAACAAUUCGGCCAUGCCCAGUCCACGCACUACUUCGCCGCCGCCCCUACGCAGCAUUGAAGGCUCCGCUCACUUUGGCUGGCCGCGUCUCCGAGAGACCAGGCCCGAGCAUCCUUCCCUCUCAUCCGGUAACGACAGUGGAGACGAAGCUGUUGCUGCAUCCUCAGUUCCUGGUGUUGUCCGCCGCGCGGUCACUCGUCGGGGUAACUUGCUGCCAAAGACAAAGAACUUUGCGCGCAUUCGUGCCGCUCUGCUUGAGGAGUCCGCUCCUGUCGAUAGCGAAGUCCGUCGUGAAGCAGAGACCAUGCGUCAAGUCCACAACCAUGAUCCUGUCCCUGACCUCGAAGGCCCAUCCCCUGGUCCCUCGUCCUCACAACCCAACGUCAACCCUAACGAUCCUAACGACCCACAACCCGAUACCAUAAGCAACAAUCCCAUCAGCUUUAACCUUCAUGCUCAUCGUAAUUCGGGUGGCGUUGACUAUUGGCAUAAGCUCGAGAAUGAGUUGCACACGCCCCCUCCACCCUCCUUCCCUACGAGAGGCAGCUCAUCUCUAUCUGGCGACAUUGCUAUGGAUUCACCUGCUGACAGCACACUGCGCUCAGCUUCUGUCAUCAGCAUGAAUGAACCAUCUGCCGCUUCAGAAACCGACACUCAAAACUCUACAUACACCAGUCAAGACGCCCUUCGCAGACCCUUUGGUAAACGUCGCCGUGACGAUGAUUUCGACAUGCAGAGUUUCAAGCGCAGGGCUGUCAGUCCUAGCAUGAGCGUGCACGGUAACAGCCCAAUCGUUGCAUCUCCCAUUGCUUCUGCUGCCGCACGCAACCAAGGUCUACCAAAGGACGGUGCUCCGCUCGAGAAAAGUAUCAGUGGUGGGAACGGCAAUAACACUGCUCCUCGAAGGAUAGGUCUGCAGGGUAUGGUCGACACAAAUGAAGGUAUCAUGAGGAUGAGCAUUGAGUAG